AUGGCUCAGGUUCAGGUUCAGCCUCAGAAUGCGAUGCCCGGUCCCAACGGUGCUGCUGCUGCUGCUGCUGCUGGAGGAAACCAGUUCGUGACGACAUCGCUUUACGUCGGAGAUCUCGACCCCAACGUGACGGACUCACAGCUUUAUGAUCUGUUCAGUCAAUUGGGCCAAGUUGUGUCUGUUAGGGUUUGCAGGGACUUGACCAGCCGAAGAUCGCUCGGUUACGGCUAUGUCAACUAUAGCAACCCUCAAGAUGCUGCUAGAGCAUUAGAUGUUCUGAAUUUCACUCCUCUCAACAACAAGCCCAUCCGUAUUAUGUAUUCACAUCGUGAUCCCAGUAUCCGGAAAAGUGGGGCAGGAAAUAUUUUUAUCAAGAAUUUGGAUAGGGCAAUUGACCACAAGGCAUUACAUGAUACCUUCUCUACAUUUGGGAAUAUCCUUUCAUGCAAGGUAGCAACGGAUUCAUCUGGGCAAUCAAAAGGAUAUGGCUUUGUUCAGUUUGAUAAUGAGGAAUCUGCCCAAAAAGCCAUAGAGAAGCUGAAUGGUAUGCUGUUGAAUGAUAAGCAAGUGUAUGUGGGACCCUUCCUUCGCAAGCAAGAGAGAGAGAGUGCUAUUGACAAGGCAAAAUUCAAUAAUGUUUUUGUAAAGAAUCUAGCAGAUUCGACUAGUGAUGAUGAAUUGAAGACAAUUUUUGGUGAAUUUGGAACUAUUACUAGUGCUGUAGUGAUGAGGGAUGGAGAUGGGAAAUCAAAGUGCUUUGGGUUUGUGAAUUUUGAGAAUGCUGAUGAUGCUGCUAGGGCUGUUGAGGCUCUCAAUGGCAAAAAAUUUGAUGAUAAGGAAUGGUAUGUUGGAAAAGCACAGAAGAAAUCUGAAAGGGAGAAUGAAUUGAAACAACGAUUUGAGCAGAGCAUGAAAGAAGCUGCUGAUAAAUAUCAAGGGGCAAACUUGUAUGUCAAAAAUUUGGAUGAUAGCAUUAGUGAUGAUAAACUUAAGGAGAUGUUCUCCCCUUUUGGUACCAUCACCUCUUGCAAGGUUAUGAGGGACCCAAAUGGCGUUAGUCGUGGAUCUGGAUUUGUGGCAUUCUCAACUCCUGAGGAGGCAUCUAGAGCACUCUCUGAGAUGAAUGGCAAAAUGGUGGUAAGUAAACCUCUGUAUGUGACUCUAGCCCAAAGGAAAGAAGAUAGAAGAGCUAGACUGCAGGCUCAGUUUGCCCAAAUGCGACCUGUUGGAAUGCCACCAUCUGUUGGUCCUCGAGUGCCAAUGUAUCCUCCAGGUGGUCCAGGUAUUGGUCAACAAAUAUUUUAUGGCCAAGGCCCUCCUGCUAUCAUUCCUUCCCAGCCCGGAUUUGGUUACCAACAACAACUUGUGCCUGGUAUGAGGCCAGGUGCAGCUCCUGUGCCAAAUUUCUUUGUGCCAAUGGUUCAGCAGGGACAACAGGGUCAGCGCCCUGGUGGAAGGCGUGCAGUCCAGCAGUCGCAGCAGCCAGUUCCAAUGAUGCCACAGCAGAUGCUUCCUAGGGGACGUGUCUAUCGAUAUCCUCCUGGCAGGGGCAUUCCUGAUGUUCCUAUGCCUGGGGUUGCUGGGGGUAUGUUUUCUGUUCCAUAUGAUGUGGGUGGGAUGCCACUUCGUGAUGCAUCACUCUCCCAGCAAAUUCCUAUUGGGGCUUUGGCAUCGGCUCUUGCUAAUGCUUCUCCAGAGCAGCAGAGGACGAUGCUGGGUGAGAAUCUUUACCCCCUUGUGGAGCAGUUAGAGCCUGAUAAUGCUGCAAAAGUCACAGGCAUGCUUCUUGAGAUGGACCAGACUGAAGUUCUGCAUUUGCUCGAGUCACCAGAAGCGCUGAAAGCAAAGGUGGCUGAGGCGAUGGAUGUCCUAAGGAAUGUUGCCCAGCAGCAGCAGGCUGGCAGUGCUGCUGAUCAGCUGGCUUCUUUAUCACUUAAUGACAACCUUGUUUCUUAAGGUUAUUUUGGAGUUUACUUAGCAUGAAUUGGAUUGUUUUUUUCGGCACUGGCUUUCAUACAGUUUUCAGGUUGAGUUUGUUUCUUUAGAUUAGACACUUUUGGUUUGUGGUGCACCACCUUCUUUUGGUUGAAGGAUACUUCAACACUGAUUUUAAUUAUGUCUUGCAUUUGGUACAUGAAAUCAUUUGUUGGUUUAUCUUUGAUUUUUGGAUAAAUUAUUGGUUACCGGCGAACA
Vigna radiata var. radiata (mung bean) is the source of this 2193-nucleotide messenger RNA. Its product is annotated as polyadenylate-binding protein 8. The record is from RefSeq and is a predicted model, not a curated record. NCBI's taxonomy places the organism in Eukaryota, Viridiplantae, Streptophyta, Magnoliopsida, Fabales, Fabaceae. Gene Ontology annotation, cellular component: ribonucleoprotein complex. The transcript has 9 exons. The coding region runs from base 1 to 1956 and encodes 651 amino acids. Gene Ontology annotation, molecular function: RNA binding.